AUGUCUUAUCAAAAAAAAAUAAAUUUUAAUAACAAUGAAAACAUUUCUUUUAUUAAUAUUAACAAUGCAAUAUCUGAAAAUGAUUUUACAAAAUUAAAAAAAUAUGGAUCACAAGGCUAUGGCUUUAUAAAUAAUAACUUAAGAAAAAAAAUAUGGGAAAUUCUUAUAUGUCCAGAAGAUAAAAAAUUAGAAUCUAAAAUCGAUUGGAAAUUAUUACCAGUACAUAAAGAUGAAAACCAAGUCCAACUUGAUGUCGAUAGAUCAUUUAUACACUAUCCUAAAAACCUUAGCUAUCUUGAUAUUAAAAAAAAAAGAAAUGAACUAAAUUCAUUGAUCGUAGAGAUUCUUCGAAAACAUCCAUAUCUCAAUUAUUUUCAAGGAUAUCAUGAUAUUGCUCAAGUAUUUUUGCUUUGUAUAGGAAGAAAAAAAGCAGCAAGACCAUUAGAAUUUCUGUCGCUUACACGUAUUCGUGAUUUUUUCCUACCAUCACUAUCUCCUGUAUUAGAUCAUCUUGAAUUUAUAAAAUUAAUUGUUCAAAAAAAAGAUCAUGAACUUGGAAAACAUAUUGCAAAUGUUCCAUCGCAUUUUGCCUUAGCAUCAUAUUUAACGUGGUUUUCUCAUGAAAUAAAACAUCUUAAACAUAUUUUCGAAAUAUUCGAUUUUAUUUUAUCUACUGAUACUGCUAUGGUCCUUUAUAUUUAUGCUGCAAUUAUUAUCCAAAAAAAAAGUGAAAUAAUGAUUAUUGAUAAGGGAGAGACUGAUAUUUUACAUAAGUUUCUAAAUAAUUUAUCUCAAGAGUGUCACUCAAAAGAUAUAUUCCGAAAAAGUAUAUCUUUAAGGGAAGAAAUAUCUCUCUGUUCUUUGUCAAACUGGAAAUAUAUCAUGAAGUAUAGUUUCUUAAAUGAUUCAGAAGAAAGAUAUAAUCUAGAAUAUGCAUCAAAAUUAUAUUAUAUGGAAAUAAAUGAAUUAAAAAAAUUAAAAUCACAGCAAUAUAUAUUUACUAAAAAUAUAUUAAAUAAAACUAUAUUAAUAGCAACUGUAGCAUUACUUAGUAUUUCAAUUGCAUAUCUCAAAAAAAUUAUUAAAAGCAUGUAA
This is a messenger RNA of Pneumocystis murina B123, 1095 nucleotides long. RefSeq lists its product as hypothetical. Gene Ontology annotation, molecular function: GTPase activator activity. The record is from RefSeq and is a predicted model, not a curated record. The transcript has 6 exons. Gene Ontology annotation, biological process: positive regulation of GTPase activity; endoplasmic reticulum to Golgi vesicle-mediated transport. NCBI's taxonomy places the organism in Eukaryota, Fungi, Ascomycota, Pneumocystomycetes, Pneumocystales, Pneumocystaceae. Bases 1 to 1095 code for a protein of 364 amino acids. Gene Ontology annotation, cellular component: endoplasmic reticulum membrane.